AUGAAUUCGGUCCCGGUAUUUCGCUUCUCAAAAUUGUCCUUUGGCGUCGCCCGGACAAGCAUACGGCAUGGCCACACGCGGUCGCGACGCAGGACGCCCCAGCAUGAGCUCACCAACUUUGAGCCGGGCCACGGCGAGCAGAUUUGGGUCUGGAGCCACCUGACCUCGAACCAGGUCAUCUACUCGCACACUAAGCAGCUCGAGUCCCACCGAGCUCUCAAACAACUCCCCUUCAACGGCAAGAAGUCCAAACCCGCAAAACUCCGCCGCGACUACUGGGCCCCCAUGGCCCUCAUCCAGCUCCCCGCCGGCGCCGGCGCAGCAGGCCAGUCCGUCUUCCAAAAGCUCCGCGAGUUCCGCCGCAUGCACGAGCUCGCCUGGGAGGACGACCUCCUCUACAGGGAGAAGCGCACCGAGCUCCUCAAGCCAAAGGCCAUCAAGCCGUGGGGUGCCAAGAAGAACGCCGACCUCGUCCGCGUCCGCAAAAUCGUCCGUAACCGCCACGAGCGCUCCCUAGCCCUCAACGACCAGCGCGCAAACUCCAUCGCCGACAUGGCCGCCGUCCUCGCCGGUUUUGGCAGAGGUAACCGCCUCAUCGUCAGCAGCCGCGAGAAGAAGGCCGUGCUCGAGGAGGGCAAGGCGCUGGAGGGCCGCAAGUGGUCCAAGGCGCCGCCGGCCAAGACAGCACUCGUCAGCCAGUCUGGCGGAGAGGAGGUAGAGGGCACCACCAAGGCGCCGGCCGUCGAUGAGCUGCUGCCCGCGACGAUAUACUGGGCCAACGAGGACGACCGCAACUUUGCGCAAGAGUGGUCCGGCAACGUCACGCACGACCUGUUCCAGGACGCCAAGGCGCUCUUGGAGGAGAACCAGUUCGACCCCGAGGAGGAGGCUGUCGCCGAGGUGGAGGCGCCCAAGCCGGUCGCGGAGCCCGUGCAGGGCGCUGGGGACGAUACCAACUACAGCAUCAAGGAGCCGGCGGCGGAGGAGAACAAGGAGGAGGGCAAGGAGGAGAAGGGCGAGAAAGACAGCAAGGCUGACACCAAGGCAUAG
Molecule: messenger RNA, 1050 nt
Organism: Colletotrichum acutatum
Lineage: Eukaryota; Fungi; Ascomycota; Sordariomycetes; Glomerellales; Glomerellaceae
Product: transcriptional regulation of mitochondrial recombination-domain-containing protein
Exons: 3
Coding region: 1-1050 (349 amino acids)
Biological process (GO): DNA recombination
Cellular component (GO): mitochondrion
Molecular function (GO): structural constituent of ribosome; single-stranded DNA binding; DNA strand exchange activity
Source: RefSeq, a predicted model, not a curated record